Boeremia exigua is the source of this 687-nucleotide messenger RNA. RefSeq lists its product as uncharacterized. The transcript has a single exon. The record is from RefSeq and is a predicted model, not a curated record. The coding region runs from base 1 to 687 and encodes 228 amino acids. Lineage: Eukaryota; Fungi; Ascomycota; Dothideomycetes; Pleosporales; Didymellaceae.
AUGCAAACCGAGCUCACCAACGACGCCGAGCGCGCCGAGCAAGUCGAGCAAGUCGAGCAAGUCGAGCAAGUCGAGCAAGUCGAGCAAGUCGAGCAAGUCGAGCAAGUCGACAACCCAGACGCCGAAUCAGACGAGGAGUACGAGCGGAGGAGGAAAGAGCUUGGGCCUGGUGGAUUUGGCCUCUUACACGACCUAGUGGUCCCAUCAACUCCUGUUAGGAGGGCAUACAACCGGAUACAACGAGAGAAGGCGAAGUGGUGCGAGAAGUUUCAGCAUCCAAAGCUCAUAUACGAACCACCGACAAGGACGUUCAGCUACGACUACGUACGGAAUCUCCAUGGCACCAUAAGAACCCUGCAACGAGAGCAACAGCAAGACCGAGCAGAACUCCAAGAGCUCAGAGAGAGGCUGGCGCAGACGAAUCAAGACAAGCGAGUGGAGCGUAUGCCCGUCGACUACGAAAAGCUGGAGAAGGUAUACUCGAGAGUUCUCAAGAUGUCUCAAGUACCCCUUCCGAAUUUGACAGCAGGCACUCCGAGAGAAGCCGAGAGCCUGGAUAUCUGGAACGAUGAAGAUGAUACACUUGGACCAUGGUUUGAUGAAGCGGAAACGAUGAUCACGAAGAUGGGGAAGGCGUUCGACAUUUUCGUCGAUGACGCCAUGGACGAGUCGGAAUCCUCUCAGUGA